AUUAAGUAGCAAAAAGCUAAAAAGAGGCAAAUAAAGCAAGAACACUUUAGUAUAGAGGUAGGGGUAUUGAGAGCAGCAGAUGAUGGCGUAAUCAAUAGCAGAAUUUACAUCUUUUUUAUCACACGCAACCUCUUACCUUUCUGUCCUCAAUUCUACAUUUUCUUAUCUUUCUCUCUCUUUCUUUCACCUGCUGCACAUCUCUCCCUUCCCUCCCCUUCCAUCCCCCACUUCCCCAAAACCGCGUUCUUUGUCUCUCUUUUAUAUUUCUACUUAUUUCCUGUAUGUAUUUCUUUCUCACUUUCUUUCUUUCAUUAGUUUUCUCCCCUUAUAUUCAUUGCUUUUUGUUUACCUAUAAAGUUCUUGACUUUACCUUAAUUUUUCAUGAAUUGGGUGUUAAUUUUGUGCUUUUAUUACCUAAUUUUUGGUGGGUUUUUCUUGUUCCUUCCGUUCUUAAACUGGGUUUUUCCUGAAUUUUGACAAGUAUUCUCUGCGCGUGUCCCUUUCCUUCUCCAAUUUUAAACCCAUAACAAUUUCCAUUUCAGAAACCCUAAACCUAAUUAUUUAAAAAAAAACUCAAAAAGAAAUCCUAUAUUUGAACUUUUCCUUAUAAACCCACUUACCAAGAUCUAGCAUUAUUCAAGAUGGAAGUGAAAUUAUGGAAUGAUAAGCGUGAAAGAGAAAUGUAUGAGAAUUUUGCUGAACUAUUUGCCAUUAUUAAGGCUACUGAGAAGCUAGAAAAAGCUUACAUUAGGGAUAUUAUUUCUCCUUCAGAAUAUGAAAAUGAAUGCCUCAAAUUGAUUACCCAUUUCAAAACCCUUUCUUCUUCAUUGAAAGAUACUGUCCCCAGCAUUGAGAGAUUUGUUGAUACCUAUAAAAUGGACUGCCCUGCUGCUUUGAAUAGGCUAGUCACAUCUGGGGUACCUGCUACUGUUGAGCAUAGGGCAGCAGCUGCUGCUUCCUCCACCACUUCGGCCGCUAUUGUAGCUGAAUGUGUUCAAAACUUCAUCACGGCUAUGGACUCGUUGAAAUUGAACAUGGUGGCUGUUGAUCAAGUGUACCCUUUGUUGUCGGACCUCUCGUCAUCGCUGAAUAAGCUUAGUUUAUUGCCACCUGAUUUCGAGGGGAAGACGAAAAUGAAAGAGUGGCUCGGUCGGUUGUCUAAGAUGGGAGCUUCUGAUGAAUUGACUGAGCAGCAAGCAAGGCAACUUCACUUUGAUCUUGAGUCAUCAUACAACUCUUUCAUGGCUGCUUUGCCUAAUGCUGGUACUUGAUUCAUUUGGGUGAGCUUGUAAAUAAUCAUAUACUAUAUACUAUUUUGUGCUCUUUUUGUUCUUUGUAUGUAGUAGUUUAUGUAUGCAUUGGCUGGUUUUUGAUGGAUCGUGAAGAAUCGAAUUGUUUCCUUACGAUCUAUGAUGGAUUUUACGCCGGUGGUCGCUGUGGAAGUAGGAGAAUAUUUUGUACCUGUGAACUGACUUCAUAUGUUAAAUACAAUCUGUUCGUUAUCAUUA
Amaranthus tricolor (Joseph's coat) is the source of this 1508-nucleotide messenger RNA. RefSeq names its product vacuolar protein sorting-associated protein 28 homolog 2. The transcript is spliced from 2 exons. Gene Ontology annotation, biological process: protein transport to vacuole involved in ubiquitin-dependent protein catabolic process via the multivesicular body sorting pathway. Gene Ontology annotation, cellular component: ESCRT I complex. NCBI's taxonomy places the organism in Eukaryota, Viridiplantae, Streptophyta, Magnoliopsida, Caryophyllales, Amaranthaceae. Gene Ontology annotation, molecular function: protein-containing complex binding. The coding region runs from base 642 to 1271 and encodes 209 amino acids. The record is from RefSeq and is a predicted model, not a curated record.